CGGUAACCAGGCUUGGUGAUGAAUCUCAGAAGAUCUGUUGGGCUGAGCUGUGUGGCAACCACAAGGUCCCAGUUUUUCUCCGACAAGACCCAAUUGGCAGAAAACAGGGACGCCAAAGUCCAUGUGAAUUGAGUUCUAGAAGAGAAGCUGGCCAACUGUGGAAUUAAAGAUCAUGGAUGUGGCACUGGGUCCAGGCAACACACUGAAGCAAGGAGGACCUGGGAACUUUGAAGAAGAGAAUGUUUGGCUGCAGGAGUGGAUUCAUGAAGAACUUGCCCAAGGUGAAAUCUGGCAGAAGCAAUACGAGGCACUGUUGGGGCAUCAGGCCCAGCUCUGCUCCUUGCUACAAGCCAAGAGUCUUACAGCCCUGGAGAAGAAGACCCAAACACUGCAGGAGGAGCUGGAAGAAACCCAGGAGGCCCUGCGGGAGUUCCAGAAUCGGAGCCGCCAGCGCCAACUGAACAUCAACAAGCAAGAAAAGGAAAAUAAGAGAAUGACUGAGACAGUUAAAGAUCUGGAAAGAAAGGUCUUCAAGCAACAGUUGGAGGAGAAGUCCAACAAGGACAUCCUGAAGGAGCUGAGAACAGAAGGCAAUGAACUGAAGAGGCACUUGUCUGAAUGGGAGGCCAAGUGGCAGACAAAGCAUGACAGGAUCAAACAGAAACAGCACCGGAUUGAGAAACUGAGCAGCACCAUCCAACAAUUAUCUCAGAGGAGCCAGGAGCUGCACAGAAACAUCACCCUUUUGGAAGACAGUGUGACAGAAGUUCAGCACGAAGAGGCGCUUUUCCAGAAAGAAGUACUCUCCAGACAAGAAGAAAGCAGAAGCGGAGGCGUUCUUUGGGAGGAACGAGCAUGUGAUCAAAUGAAGAGGCUUCCAUGUUUAGAACCAGGCAGAAUUGAUUCCAAAGAUAAGCUGCUUACCAUAUCCCCCCCUCUUCCCACUCUCCAGGCUGCCUGGAACCUGCUGUGGGCAUCAGCCAAAGUGCUGCUUGUGACGCUGCUGUUGGCGCUGGUCUUCCGCUUCCUUCUUGGCUGGCUCUCCAGCCAACCAUGUCCGCAGCUCCAUUCAGCUCCCUUGCUCUAUAUCCAGCCCAAGAGGCUUUUGCCGCCUUUCUCUUCAUAAAGGCAUGCAUGCUCCUGUCAUUAAUGUCCUUUAAUAAAAUGUCAUAGUAAGCAAGUCAAACUA
Molecule: messenger RNA, 1189 nt
Organism: Varanus komodoensis (Komodo dragon)
Lineage: Eukaryota; Metazoa; Chordata; Lepidosauria; Squamata; Varanidae
Product: structural maintenance of chromosomes protein 2-like
Exons: 12
Coding region: 173-1126 (317 amino acids)
Source: RefSeq, a predicted model, not a curated record